AUGGCUUUUGGCUCCUGGCAGAUGUGGUCACCGGUGGAGUGGGCCCGGUGGGUGUGGACAGCCGUGCUCAGCAGCGGCGACUCCAGCCUCCUCGCCCUUCCAGACAGCAGCACGGGAAAGAGGAGUUCUGAUUCUGAAGAAGCAUUCGAGACCCCGGAGUCGACCACCCCUGUCAAAGCUCCCCCAGCCCCUCCUCCUCCACCCCCUGAAGUUGACCCAGAGCCAGAGGUCAGCAUCCAGCCGCCCCCGGAGGAACCAGGAUGUGGCUCUGAGACGGUCCCUGUCCCCGAUGGCCCCCGCAGUGACCUGGUGGAGGGCCACCCCUUCCGGCCCCCGUCACACUCAUUCUCCGCCGUCUUUGAUGAGGACAAGCCCAUCGCCAGCAGCGGCACGUACAACCUAGACUUUGACAGCAUCGAGCUGGUGGAUGACCUGCAGUCGCUGGAACCUCGCUGCUCGGACGCGAAGGACCAGGAGUGUAAAGUGAGCGCGCGCAGGAAGUCCACGGACUCCGUCCCCGUCUCCAAGUCCACGCUGUCCCGCUCGAUCAGCCUGCAAGCUGGCGAGCUGGACGGGGCUUCCUGCACGGGUGGUCCCGAGGCCACGGCCCUCGCCCCCGACGCGCCCUCCGCCGGCACCAGCAGUGCCUCCAGCACCCUCAAGCGAACUAAAAAACCCAGGGCGCCUUCCCUAAAGAAGAAGCAGAGCACGAAGAAGCCCCCCGAGACUCCCCCAGUGAGGGAGACACCACAGGAACCAGCCGAAGAGAGCCCCCCGCCCAGGGACGAGGCCCCAGCACCCGAGACAGACACGGAGCCAGCCAAGGCGGAAAGUUCUGGAACAGCCUUAUCAGAGGAGACACCCUUGGAACCCACCGCUGUGCCCAAAGCUGCCUGCCCACUGGACUCGGAAAGUGCAGAGGGAAGCAUCCCCCAAGCUCCGGGAGGUGGGGGAGUCCAGAACUCACCCCCCGUUGGAAGGAAAACGUUGCUUCCUGCCACGGCCCCAGAGGUGGGGGCUCCACCUUCAGACAGUGGGGGGCAGGAGGGCUCCCCAGCCAAAGGGCUCUCGGUGAGACUGGAGUUUGACUAUUCUGAGGACAAGGGCAGCUGGGACCACGAGCAGGACACGCCCCCGCCCACCAAAAAGACGGGCAAAAAGCCAGUUGCCAAAAUGCCCCUCAGGAGGCCAAAGAUGAAAAAAACGCCCGAGAAAGCUGACAAUCCCCCUGCCUCACCCACCAGGUCCCCCGCCGAGCCCAGUGACAUCCCCAUUGCCAAAGGUACCUACACCUUUGAUAUUGACAAGUGGGAUGACCCCAAUUUUAACCCAUUUUCUUCCACCUCAAAAAUGCAGGAGUCUCCCACACUGCCCCAACAGUCCUACAGCUUUGACCCAGACGCCUGUGAGGAGUCCGUUGACCCCUUUAAGACAUCCUCUAAGGUCCCUAGUUCGCCAUCCAAGUCCCCAGCCUCCUUUGAGAUCCCAGCCAGUGCCAUGGACGCCAGUGGAGCGGAUGGGGAUGGGCCCAACAAGCCCGCCAAGAAGAAGAAGGCACCCCUCAAGACUGACACAUUUAGGGUGAAAAAGUCGCCAAAACGGUCUCCUCUGUCUGAUCCGCCUUCUCAGGACCCAACUCCCGCAGCGACACCGGAAAGCCCACCGGUCAUCUCGGCAGUGGUCCAUGCCACCGAUGAGGAAAAGCUGGCAGUCACCAGCCAGAAGUGGGCGUGCAUGACCGUGGACCUGGAGACCGACAAGCAGGACUACCCGCAGCCCUCAGACCUGUCCACCUUCGUCAGCGAGACCAAGUUCAGUUCACCCACGGAGGACUUGGAUUACAGAAACGCCUAUGAAAUCGAAUAUAUGGAGAAAAUUGGCUCCUCCUUACCUCAUGAUGACGACGCUCCGAAGAAGCAGGGUUUGUACCUGAUGUUUGACGCUUCUCAGGAGAGCCCGGUCAAGUCCCCUCCCGUCCGGAUGUCCGAGUCCCCAACGCCGUGUUCUGGGUCAAGUUUUGAGGAGACAGAAGCUCUUGUGAAUGCUGGGGCCACAAUCCAGCACCCUGUCUCACGAGGGCUGGCCCCCAACCACGAGCCACACUUGCAGGUGCCGGAGAAUUCCAGUCCCAAAGAGCUGGAGGCCAUGGCCUUGGGGACCACGUCAGACCCGAUAGAAAUUGCAGCUCCGGGGGGCUCCUUUGUCUCUGCGGACGCCCUCCUCGGCACGCUGGCUCACCCAGUCUCUCUCUGUGGUGCCCUUCACUCCUUGGAGCCUGACUUAGCAGAAAAGAAUCCCCCCGUAUUUGCUCAAAAACUUCAGGAGGAGUUAGAGUUUGCCAUCAUGAGGAUAGAAGCCCUGGAGCUGGCCAGGCAGAUCGCCCUGGUCUCCCGCAGCCGCCAGGACGCCAAGAGAGAAGCUGCUCACUCCGCGGAUGUCUCCAUCUCCAGAACAGCCUUGUACUCCCGCAUCGGGACCACGGAGGCAGACAAAGGCCCGAGCGUCCUGUUCCAGUCCCCGGACUUGGACUCCGCGCUGCAGAUUGCCAGGGCCGAGAUCAUAACCAAGGAGAGAGAGGUCGCAGAGUGGAAGGACAAAUACGAAGAGAGCAGGAGGGAGGUGAUGGAAAUGAGGAAAAUAGUAGCAGAGUACGAGAAGACCAUCGCUCAGAUGAUAGAGGACGAGCAGCGGGAGAAGUCUGUGUCCCACCACACAGUCCAGCAGCUGGUCCUGGAGAAGGAGCAGGCCCUGGCUGACCUGAACUCCGUCGAGAAAUCGCUGGCUGACCUUUUCAGGAGAUAUGAGAAGAUGAAAGAGGUCCUGGAGGGCUUCCGGAAGAAUGAAGAGGUGCUGAAGAAGUGUGCCCAGGAGUACCUGUCACGAGUAAAGAAGGAGGAGCAGAGGUACCAGGCCCUGAAGGUGCACGCGGAGGAGAAGCUGGACAGGGCCAAUGCCGAGAUCGCCCAGGUCCGAGGCAAGGCGCAGCAGGAACAGGCCGCCUACCAGGCCAGCCUGCGAAAGGAGCAGCUGCGAGUGGACGCGCUGGAGAGGACGCUGGAGCAGAAGAACAAAGAGAUAGAAGAACUCACCAAGAUCUGUGACGAGCUGAUCGCCAAGAUGGGGAAGAGCUAA
Molecule: messenger RNA, 3132 nt
Organism: Elephantulus edwardii (Cape elephant shrew)
Lineage: Eukaryota; Metazoa; Chordata; Mammalia; Macroscelidea; Macroscelididae
Gene: TACC2
Product: transforming, acidic coiled-coil containing protein 2
Exons: 17
Coding region: 1-3132 (1043 amino acids)
Biological process (GO): cerebral cortex development; mitotic spindle organization; cell population proliferation
Cellular component (GO): cytoplasm
Source: RefSeq, a predicted model, not a curated record